CGGAGGGCGGUGUCGUCUCGGUUGCUCUGCUCCGCCCGCGUCUCCAUCAUCAUAGCCGAGCCAGCACUCGAGGAAGCAGAGAGAGAGAGAGAGCGGGGCAAGGGAAGCGUUGAGCCAAACUUGUGUGUAGCGAGAGGGAGAGAGGCGAUAUAUAAAACACAGCAGUACACGUGUACGCAGCCAGGGCGAGUCUCCUACUCCCUUAGCUGUUACGUGGAGUUGGAGGUGGUUGUCGCUGCUGCUGCUAAUAGCAGUGUGACGUAAACAAGUUGCCGUUCGUUGUUUUUCUGCUGCGCAUGGCGGGAUAAGUGUAAGAAGGUAAGGCAGAGUAGGAUACAUUUUUUUUGUGGGAAGUUGCAGUCGAGCCAGCUGUAUGAAUAAUUCAUAGCGUUAAGUUGGAGGGGACUAGUAGUCGUUACUGUUCGGAGAGUGAGAGAGUUGGGGGAGAGGAGAGAGAGAGUUAGGGGAGAGAGAGAAUCUCGCUCGGAACAUCGAGCCAGCCGCGUGUGGUCUAGGGCGCCACUCACGGCGGGGAGUACCAGGAACACCUCGCACGCACACAAACACGCGUGUGCGUGCGUGCGUGCGCUUACCUAACACAGCCUCGAGUACGUACACUUCUCUCACACUGCAGGUAGUGUUAGACCUUACACACACACACAGAGCCGCGUAAACCGAGAGAGAUCGACAAAAACCUCAAUCUCGAAUUAUCCAACGCGAGCGGGGCCAACCCACAAGAGACGCGCAGAUUCGCUGGGAGUCUUAUCUGCCUGCACACACACAGAGGGUGGUGAUAGGGGGCGCGAACGCGUGGCAAGCGAGUUGUCUUCUCGAGUGUCAGCCACGAGGAGAAAGAGAGAGGCGGGGGGAAGGGAGCCGAGUUACUGUAGCAGUUAGUUCGCCGUGUUCGUGUCUGGAGGCAGGAGCGGUGAAGCGAGGAGUGGGACUGCAAGCGGUGGGUAGCAUUGGCACGUCAUCCAGGAGGAAACGCGAAGGACUAGAGGCGAGAGGCAGUGGAGUCUGAGUUGUCGGUCGACACGAGCAGCAGCAGCAGCAGCCUCGCCAGCCGCAGCGAGUGAACGAGUCCGUGCCAUGGCUGCUCCUCUUCGCCACGGAGCUCGCCCCGGUCGUCCGCUCCUCCUCCUCAUCCUCGGCGCCCUCCUCGUCUCCUCGGCGUCUGCCCUCUCGUGCCUCUGCGACCGCGCGCGCUGCGAGGCACCGCGUGGCUGCGCGGGUGGCACGGUGCCGGACGUGUGCCACUGCUGCCACGCAUGCGCCAAGCAGGCGGGCGAGGCGUGCGGCGGCAUGUACGACAUGCUGGGCACGUGCGACAGGGGCCUGCGGUGCGCGCAGCCGCCCGCCGCACGACUCGGGUUCAGCAUGACACCGGGACAUUGCGAGGAGGUUCCGCCCGACUGCCUGGACGUGGUGUGCGAGGACCAGCCGCCGCCGCCCGUGUGCCCCAUCGACUCGGUGCUGCGCCUGGGCCACGUCCCGCUCGGCGAGUGCUGCGCGCUGCCCUCGCGCUGCGAGUGCGACCCGGCCCGCUGCACGCUGCCCGACUGCCCCCGCGGCGGCGUGCGAGUGCUCAUGGCCGAGGCCCAGCGCACGCCCGGCCGCUGCUGCGACCUCCACGUCUGCGCUCCUCGGUCCGACGCGCGAGGGAGGACGUGCAUCCCUGAGGAUUGCCCCCCGGUGCCCGAGGUGACAUGUCCCCCCGGCAGCUUCGUGGCGUUGGGCACCGAGAGCCACGACGGCUGCUGCCUGCUUCCUGCGCGGUGUGAGUGCCCCGUGCUGUGCGAGAAGCCGACGUGCGACGCCGGGAUGGUGCUGCGACUCGUCGCCCACGGCAACGGCAGCGUGGAGAGCUGCUGCGACGAGUACGAGUGCGCCAACGAUCCCGUCUUCCCGGUGAGCAACCCCGCGGGCUGCUUUGCCAAGGGGCAGAUCCGCGCGCACGGGGACCGGUGGCGCGAGGACGACUGCACGUUCUGCCAGUGCGUGAACGGCGAGCACCACUGCACCGCGACGGCGUGCGGCCAGAGCUGCCUCAACCCGAUCCGCGUGCCGGGGGAGUGCUGUCCCGUCUGCGAGGAGCCGACGUUCAUCACCAUCCGCCCGCCGCUCUGCUCCCCCCUGCUCGGUUGCUCGCUCACGGACGACAGCUGCCCGUACGGCUUCUGGCUCGACUCGGACGGGUGCCGAACCUGUCGCUGCAAGACCAAAGCGGAGCACUGCCGCAGCGUCAUCUCGGGCUGCCGACUCGACUGCCCCCACGGCAUGGCCACCGACCGGCACGGCUGCGAGGUGUGCCAGUGCCGCCCGCAACCCAAGAAGUGUCGCCACGUCGCCUGCGCAAAGCGCUGCCCCAACGGAUACAUCAAGAACAAGCACGGCUGCGACAGCUGCCGCUGCGUCAAGUGCCCCGACUUGGUGUGUGACAAGUUCUGCCUCCACGGCUACGCGGAGAACGGCAAGGGCUGCCUGCUCUGCAGAUGCAAAGUCGCUCCAGGGCCACCGGCGCCGCCGGUCGCCACCGGCUCGUGCACGUCGAUGGACGGGCGGCGCUACGCCGACGGGGAGAGCUGGCACGACGGCUGCCGCGACUGCUACUGCCAGGGCGGGCGCGAGAUGUGCGCGCUCAUCGCCUGUCCCGUGCCACGGUGCCCCACGCCGGAGCUGCGCCAAGGACACUGCUGCCCGGCGUGCGCCGACGACUCGCUGGCUGACCGGCCCGAGCAGGCGCCGCACGCCGUGUGCCAGGCGUUCGGCGGGGAGUACUACGUGGAGGGACAGAGCUGGAGCGCCGACUCGUGCACCCAGUGCACGUGCCACGCGGGUCGCGUGCUCUGCGACACCGAGGUGUGCCCGCCGCUGCUGUGCCACGACCCCGUGCGCGCCAAGGGAUCCUGCUGCCUCUCCUGCCCAGCGGGCGCCUCGGAGACGCCGGCGCCGAACGGCAACGGGAGUAGCGGCGGCGUGGGCGGCGUCGCGCCGCAGUACUGCGUGUCGGAGGACGGAGACAUCUUCCUGGAGGGCGAGGUGUGGAAGGCGAACGCGUGCGAGAGCCGCGUGUGCCGCGAGGGUCGCAUCGUGCGCUUCCCCGAGCGCUGCCCGCCCCUCAGCUGCCGCCGGCCCGUCCUGCGCAAGGGCCAAUGCUGCCCCUACUGCCUGGAGGUGAUCGUGCCGCUCAAGGUUUGCUACUACGAGGAGCAGAUCUACGGGGAGGGCGAGCGCUGGAGCCCCGACCAGUGCACGCACUGCCACUGCCGCAACGGCGAGGCCGUGUGCAUCGUGGAGGACUGCCUGCGGCCCUCCUGCAGCCGCCCCGUCCGCCUCGACGGAUCCUGCUGCCUCGCGUGCCCAGAUGACGAGCUGCCUUCGGAGCCCGCGAGCGUGCCCGCUGAGAGGUCCAACGAAGUCGAGGCCGUCACGGAGAUGGUUCCCGUCGCUUGCGUCAUGGGGCCGCUGUCGGAGGAUUCGAACGAGUUGGGGUGCCAGCGUGCGGUGGACGGGGCAAGCGUGGACCGGCGCGGCGGCAUUGCCGGCGUUGCCGGCGGUGCGGACGUGUGGCCGCUCUGGGUGGUGAUCGGCGCACUGGCGCUGGGGCUGCUCGUCGUGCUCGUGCUGCUCCUGCACUCGCGGCGGCGCCAGUGGAUUCCCCUGCAGCUCUACAAGCCGCCCGUCAAGACGGUCUACCUGAACAACGACCUGGACAAGAACACGGCCGCCACCGCCACCACGGGGGCAGCGGUGGUAAAGCCGCCGCUGAACAACGCAGCCAAGGUCCAGCGCCUGGCAGAGCCGGACCCUCGCUACAGCGGCUACUACAGCAUGAUCAGCCCGAGCGGCGCCAGCGUGUGACACCCCCACGCAUCCCGGCGACCCCGUGACCCCACGGACCCCCCCCCCCCCCCCGGAGCCACGGACUUCGCCCUCCAGGCCUCCUGCCGGCCGGCGGAGGGUGCCCUGCCGUCUCUUGCUCUUCCCAGUGCUUGACUCUUCUGCAAUGUGCACUUUCUGCUGCCCUCGAAGCCCCUCUUCCCCCGAUAGCGCUUUGUAGAUAAUUCUGCAAGGUUCAAACAAAAAUAAAAACGAUCGAAAUGGAAACAAAAUUAGAUUUUUUUUUUCAUAUAACGGUCAACCCCGUAUUAUUUCCUAGAACUGCGUCAUCGCAGUCACUCUCGUCCACAUUUUCAAGAAGAUAAAAAAAAAUGUUUUGUUCUCAUCAUCGGGAAAAUGAAUGCCGAUUUUGUCAGCCAGCUUGGGCGACCUCAGGCGAGACUGUUGGGACAGCUCAUGCCUGUGUUGCUCAGCUGAUGGCUGUGUUGGGCGGCUCAUGGCUGUGUUGGGCAGCUGGAGCGUUGGGAACUUGGGCCGUCGGAGAGUGGGCAGCAUGGACGAUGGGUGGCGACGUCACAGAGAAGACGGACAAGGAGAUCGAUUUGUGCGAAAUUCGUUACAGCCGUCGAGAAAGCCUUAAAAGCACCUUUUUCUAUUUUGCUUAUAGAUUUGUUUUGUCUUGCUUACUCUUCAUAUUUUAUAAAAAAAAUAAAAGCACUAUAUAGGAUGUGAUAAUGUAAAUAUCUGACGUUCAUAGCAAUGUCUUUUUGACUAUGUUUUUUGUUGAGAUCAAGCAGAGUUCUCAUGAUGUCAGUACACGUGGUGUUCUUGGGCGGGCCGUGCCAAUUCAGAGAUCUAAUACUAUUGCUGCAUUGUCGCAAACACGGUGUUGUUUAUAUCCAAGUUAUUAUUUUGUUUUUCAUGAAAGGUACUUGCACUGCUCGCAGGUUUGAUGUUGGGCCAUUCCAGAACUCCCAAGUGCCGCCCGUAGCUGAGAUCUGCUCGUUAACUCAAACGGCGGUCGACUUCCCAUAAGUUAUUGCCACGUCGCUCAUUAGAACCCAUGCUGAUGAGUACACAGUGAGGCGAAGCCACAAGUUCGUCAAUGUGUCGGCUGACGAGCCUCAACACGGCCUGAUGAGGCCAGUCGGCAGAAGAUUGACCAACUCUUUAAUUUAUUAUUUUAUUUUAAAGUAAUGUUUUAUUUUAUUAAUCCAGUUUUUACAUUCUAACACGUACACACACACAGCUUACUCUGUGUUAAAAUUGAAUAGGCUCUGGUGUCAUCAGUCGCAAUCAAAGUAUCACCACUCGACGUACAAGAUGCAAAAAGAGAUAAUGUCAGACGGGGAAAGAAAGAAUUGUCAUGAAUGAAUGUAUCUGUCUCUCUGAGUUAUCUCUCUCCCAAAGUAUCCGUUCAGUCAUUCCACGUGGCUUAUGCUCCCUCUUUCUGUACAGGUGUAUUUUUGUCGGCUCGUGUGUCGCGCUGUUUGUUAAUGCUUUGGCAAUGUUAUUUCUAUAUUUUUUAAUAACAGAAUAAUUAUAAAGCUAAUGUACUAAAGAACUAAACUUUAAUGUAAUUAAGUAUAACUGGAGCUAGUUUGCUGACUUAUUUAGUUGUCUUUGAUCGCUCGGAAUACAGAUAAUGAAAGUGUAUUUUGUUUUUAUAUAUUUUUUUUUUAUUGGCUGGAACAUCUUGCUUUGAAUUCCGCAAGGCGAUCGUGGAGAAACCUUGCUUGGGGCUGAAUAUGAACGAGACAGAAACGAAGCGAUAUGCUGGCACUUUUGUUCACGCGUUUCGAGUGGCAGAGCAGCGCCCCACUGCCCGCGGUCCCACCGGCAGAGUGGAGCACAACUGCCCGCGGUCCACGUGACAGAGCGGCACGCCACUGCCCGCGUUCCGGGUGGUAGCGACGCAACUCGAAAGGGUGCCCGCCAGGGGAGGCUGUCUCGAGCGUCAGCGUGGACGGAUGCUCGCUCGCUCGCUCUACAAGUGCCUGUUAGGUCCCUCAACUCUCUGAAUAAGCCCUAAUUUAUAUAUUAAACAUUCAAUCGAAAUAGUAAUUUAUUAAUCUCAUGGUCGUGGCGAUUGGGUUGGAAACAACUGGGAGGUUUACUCUGGUGUUGCUUGUGUUCAGAAUUCCCCAAAGCCAGCAUAGCCACAGUCUGCUGCUGCUGUUCCUUGUUACGAACGGUUUCGUUUCAGCCGGAGCUGUCCGGCGCAGAGCUCCAGAGAAUAUUUCAGGCUCCUGGAAUUUUUGGGUUUCGAGGCCCCCCAGAAAGCAUUCCAUGAGAAAUGAAGCCCUGCUUUUGUAGCUACGCCAAUCUGUUCGAGUUAGACAAUAUCGGCCAAUGAUUUUCUGAGUCUUCAACCAAGCACGGCCAGUCAGGUGAUAGGUUUCUGUGCAGUGGGCCAUAGAGAUGGUUUAUUAACUUAAAUAAGAAACAAUAAUAGUGAUACCCCUUGUUUACCCAGGAAGGACUUGCCGAGUAUCAAGAUUCUCUUUCAGGAAGGUCCUGCUACAUUGAGAUGUUUGGCCAUUGCCGUGAAUGAGACUUUGGCUUCGUGUGGGAGGUAAUCAACCGAGCAGAGUCCAAUCUGGACAUAGGAGGAGGUAACGGUGAACACUCCGCACAGAUGUAUUCCAUAAUCAAAUUAUGUAUUGUCAUCUCCGGGCCAGCGUCUUCAAGGUAGCGAAGAAAAUGAGUUAAAACUUAGAGGGCACGAUGCAUUUAAAGAAGAUGAUGUAUCACCGUGUUUCUUUUCUAAGGGAAUUAAAACUACAAUCCUCGCUCAGUUGUUACAUCGGGUGGAAUGUUGUCUCUGGGGCUUGUGGUAGCAGGGCCCAAAACAUUACGGCUCAAGAAACCUUCCGCGUCGAUUAUUCCGAAAGGAUGAGCUGUGGGCGAUGUGUAGCAGCGGGCUCCCUGACGGCAGCGAGUCAACAUUGGGUCACGUGUCAUUCGCUCCAUUCUGUGUGUGUGUGUUUAUAAAAAGGGUCCGUGUGGGGGCAGCCGGGUGGGUCAGAGGUCGUAGCUCUGAGCUGGCACCGCCGGAGAUUCCCAGUCGGAAUCUGGGCAGCCGACCUGUGAUGGAGACAGCUUCUCAGGUGUCGCGGCGAGUUGAAGGCCUCAGCCCGGUCACCAAUGACUGCACGAAAAAACGAUCACAUUGACUGGGUUUGCACUGAAUUUGGGGAGCAACUGUGGUAGGUUUUGGCAGUGAUCCUGUACGCAUGGGCCACCUUAAUCUGACUGAAUUGCAAGUCUGACAAUGCAAAACAUUGGUUUCACUGACAAGCAUUGCUGUAGCAGGGCAGGUGGAAAAGUGUUGUCUCCUACUAUGAAUAAACAGGGAUUUCUGUAGUUAUCUGAUAUCCACUUCCACGGGGGGUGCGGGGGCAUGCUCUAUCAUGCGGUGUCUCACUGCUCUUCAACAACAGUUGACGGAUUCUUGGUCUCAUUACCCGAUGUCGAUAGGGGGAAAUCGCGUGUGCGUCAGAGGAGGAGUGGGUGGGGGGCAACAUGAAGCUAUUAAAAAUAAAUUAAAUAUCUAUUGCCCUCCUACAUUGAAAGCAUACCGUUUAAGUCCCGUUCUGAAAAAAAAAUCGAAUUAUAUUUUAAAAAAUCUAACGAGGAAUGGUGUCAACGAUCAAGGCCUGAUGAGAGGUCUCCUUUUCGCCGCUUUUGCUCCACGCGAUGAGGAGGAGGGAGCCCCCCCCCCCCCCCCGCUGCCGCCACUCCCCUGGGUGUCCGUGCUGGUGCGAGCUGUGGGCCGCCCGCGUGGAGAGCGUGACACACCGGCGUGGACGCGGGCCGAGAGCGUGACACUUGCGCGUGACACUUGAGCGUGACGACCGCGCGCUCGGCAGGGGGGCCUGUAAAAGCGUCGCUUCUGUAGAGCACUGUAAAUUGCUGCGAACAGCACAAAUAAAACGAAACGUUAAUUUCCA
Molecule: messenger RNA, 7796 nt
Organism: Lethenteron reissneri (Far Eastern brook lamprey)
Lineage: Eukaryota; Metazoa; Chordata; Hyperoartia; Petromyzontiformes; Petromyzontidae
Product: cysteine-rich motor neuron 1 protein-like
Cellular component (GO): plasma membrane; extracellular region
Molecular function (GO): serine-type endopeptidase inhibitor activity; protein binding
Source: RefSeq, a predicted model, not a curated record